This is a messenger RNA of Tupaia belangeri chinensis (Chinese tree shrew), 1440 nucleotides long. Its product is annotated as keratin-associated protein 10-12. The transcript is spliced from 4 exons. Gene Ontology annotation, cellular component: keratin filament. Bases 1 to 1440 code for a protein of 479 amino acids. The record is from RefSeq and is a predicted model, not a curated record. NCBI's taxonomy places the organism in Eukaryota, Metazoa, Chordata, Mammalia, Scandentia, Tupaiidae.
AUGUCCGUCUGCUCCAGCGACCUGAGCUACGGCAGCCGGGUCUGCCUGCCUGGUUCCGCUGAGUCCUGCACAGGCUCCUCCUGGGAGGUGGACGACUGCCCAGAGAGCUGCUGCGAGCCCCCCUGCUGCACCCCCAGCUGCUGUGAGCUUUCCUGCUGUACCCCCAGCUGCUGUGCCCCGGCCCCCUGCCUGACCCUCGUCUGCACCCCAGUGAGCUGUGUGUGCAGCCCCUGCUGCCAGGCAACCUGUGAGCCCAGCCCCUGCCAGUCCUGCACUCCCUCGUGCUGCCCUCCCUGCUGCCAGCAGUCCAGCUGCCAGUCAGCUUGCUGCACCUCGUCCCCCUGCCAGCAGGCCUGCUGUGUGCCCAUCUGCUGCAAGCCCGUGUGCUGUGUGCCCAUCUGCUGCAAGCCCGUGUGCUCUGUUCCUGUCUGCUCUGGGGCUUCCUCUUCCUGCUGCCAGCAGUCUAGCUGCCAGCCAGCUUGCUGCUCCUCCCCCUGCCCGCAGGCCUGUUGUGUGCCCGUCUGCUGCAAGCCCACCUGUUGCAGACCCUCGUCUUCUGUCUGCUGCCGCCCAGCCUCCUGUGUCUACUGCGAGCCCCCCUGCUGUGUGCCUGUCUGCUGCAAGCCCAUGUGCUGUGUGCCCGUCUGCUCUGGGGCUUCUUCUUCCUGCUGCCAGCAGUCUAGCUGCCAGCCAGCUUGCUGCCCCUCGUCUCCCUGCCAGCAGGCCUGCUGUGUGCCCGUCUGCUCUGGGGCUUCUUCUUCCUGCUGCCAGCAGUCUAGCUGCCAGCCAGCUUGCUGCCCCUCGUCUCCCUGCCAGCAGGCCUGCUGUGUGCCCGUCUGCUCUGGGGCUUCUUCUUCCUGCUGCCAGCAGUCUAGCUGCCAGCCAACUUGCUGCACCUCGUCCCCCUGCCCGCAGGCCUGCUGUGUGCCCGUCUGCUGCAAGCCCAUGUGCUGUGUGCCCGUCUGCUCUGGGGCUUCCUCUCCCUGCUGCCAACAGUCUAGCUGCCAGCCAGCUUGCUGUACCUCCUCCCCCUGUCAGCAGGCCUGCUGUGUGCCUGUCUGCUGCAAGCCCAUGUGCUCUGUGUCCGUCUGCUGCAAGCCCGUGUGCUGUGUGCCUGUCUGCUCUGAGGCUUCCUCUUCCUGCUGCCAGCAGUCUAGCUGCCAGCCAGCUUGCUGUACCUCCUCCCCCUGUCAGCAGGCCUGCUGUGUGCCUGUCUGCUGCAAGCCCACCUGUUGCAGACCCUCCUCUUCUGUGUCCCUGCUGUGCCGCCCUGUGUGCAAACCCACCUGCUGUGUCCCCGCCUCCUCCUGCUGUGCCCCCACCCCAUGCUGCCAGCCCAGCUGCUGCGGCCCAGCCUCCUGUGUGUCCCUGAUCUGCCGUCCUGCCUGUGCCCGCUCAGCCUGCUGUGGCCUCUCCUUGGGCCAGAAGUCCUGCUGUUAA